Messenger RNA from Dunckerocampus dactyliophorus (ringed pipefish), 1867 nucleotides. Its product is annotated as cytochrome P450 4B1. Bases 81 to 1619 code for a protein of 512 amino acids. Gene Ontology annotation, molecular function: monooxygenase activity; oxidoreductase activity, acting on paired donors, with incorporation or reduction of molecular oxygen; heme binding. The record is from RefSeq and is a predicted model, not a curated record. The transcript is spliced from 12 exons. Lineage: Eukaryota; Metazoa; Chordata; Actinopteri; Syngnathiformes; Syngnathidae.
GGAAACAGCUCCGUCACGAAUAUCGAUGAGCGGACCUUGCUGCGAAGUGCCGCUGACUAUUUAAUCUCCACUUUUAAAACAUGUUCUGUACGGAGGUCUUGUGGGGGCUUCAGUGGGGCUGCUUUGUGCAGUACUCGUUCGCUUUGAUUUGCCUCCUAGCUGUCGUCCACAAAGUUAUCGUCUUACUUAUGCAAAGAAAACGGACCUCUCGAAACUAUGAGGCGUUCCCGGGACCACCGAAACACUGGUUGUUUGGGCACGCACGCGUGUUUAAACAAGACGGGACUGACUUUGACAAGAUAGUGAAAUGGGGGGUCCAGUACCCCUAUGGCUUCCCCAUUUGGUUCGGUCCCUCUGUUUGUUAUUUCAACAUCCACCAUCCAGAUUAUGUGAAGAGCGUACUGAGAACAACAGAGCCAAAAGAUGAUUUUUUCUAUGAAUUCAUAAAAAGUUGGAUUGGCGACGGCUUGCUGGUGUCUAAUGGUCAGAAAUGGUUCCGUCACAGGAGGCUCCUGACACCGGGUUUCCAUUACGAUGUACUGAAAUCAUACACAAGGCUGAUGUCGGAUUCGGUCAGAACUAUGCUGGACAAAUGGGAGCUUUAUUCAAGCACCGGCGAGUCCUUCGAGCUGUUCGAACACGUGAGCCUAAUGGCGCUGGACAGCAUCUUGAAAUGCGCAUUCAGCUACGACAGCAACUGUCAAACUGAGAGCGGGACAAACUUGUACAUCAAAUCCGUCUAUGAGCUCAGUGAUCUAAUCAAUUUGCGCUUACGGACCUUUCCCUACCACAACGACCUCAUAUUCCAUCUAAGCCCGCAUGGAUUCAGGUACAGAAGAGCUUGCAAGGUGGCUCACAGUCAUACAGAGGCCGUGAUUAGAAAGCGAAAAGAAGCCCUGAAGGGGGAGAAAGAGCCUGACAACAUCCUGAAAAAGAGGAACCUGGACUUUUUAGACAUCCUUCUCUUUGCGAGAGAUGAGAACCAGCAGGGACUUUCAGAUGAAGACAUACGAGCAGAGGUGGACACCUUCAUGUUCGAGGGCCAUGACACCACCGCCAGUGGCAUCGCUUUCACCCUCCACACCCUCGCCUGCCAUCCGAAACACCAGCAAAUGUGCAGGGAUGAGGUCAACCAGGUGCUGGAUGGCAAGGACAACAUGGAGUGGGAGGAUCUCAGCAAGAUGCCGUACACAACCAUGUGCAUCAAAGAAUCCCUCAGGCUAUACCCGCCUGUGCCAGGAAUUGCCAGAAAAGCGACCAAACCCAUUACUUUUUUUGAUGGAAAGACUUUGGCAGCAGGUUCUUUGGUUGGGACAAGUGUGUUUGCGCUUCACCGGAAUGCAACGAUUUGGGAGAACCCGCAUGUGUUUGACCCACUUCGGUUCAUGCCAGAGAACAUUUCCCAGAGGUCACCACAUGCAUUUGUGCCGUUCUCUGCUGGUCCGAGGAACUGCAUCGGUCAGAACUUCGCCAUGAAUGAGAUGAAAGUGGUCGUGGCCUUGACGCUGAGGAGGUUCCAGUUGAUAGAGGACCCCACAAGGAAGCCCAAGCUCAUCCCACGACUGGUGCUUCGUUCCCUCAACGGCAUCCACAUUAGGAUCAAAGCAAUGAACACUUGAGAGCUAUGCUACUAAGACACUCACGUACUCGUUUUUCGCCAUUCGUUGACAGUCUCGGAUCAUAACCCUCGUGACAAGCGGGGAUCUACUGUAUAGGAAAACUUCACCUUAGCGUAUGAAGGAAUAUAUUACUCAUAUACACUGCUUAAAAAAUUUGAGGAACACAUCAGAUCUAAACUGGGGGAAAAAUGAUCUUGAAUAUCUUUCCUGAUAAUAAGUGGGUGAUGUGUUAGUAACAAAAUGAUGCC